UUGUAGUCUACUGCGUCGAUAGAGCUGUAGACUCCACUGACUCUUGACGGUUCUGUCGGAUCUUUCAUGGAAAAGCCCGCUACAAAAAUGGUAGAAUACUACUUCGAAGUAAUCAUGGUAAGGUUGGAAAUGGAAGCGCCAAAUUCGAUGCCCGGACCGUAGAGCAAAGACAUCAGAGUGGAGAGGUUGGGUUGAAUUCGACAGUCUUUGGUCCGAAAAUCAAUCAAUCAAUCAAUGAAUUCAUAGAGAGAUGGAGGGAUGUUUCUCACACACCGCUGUCAGUCCGCCCAGGAUCAGCAAGCGUCGAAUCCAAGUCUAUCGUUGGUUGGGCUUUGGUGCCUGCAUUCCGGCAAUGAUUGUCGCCGGAUCUGUGUACGCGUUCAAUGCUUACUCGGAUGGGCUGAAGACCCAGCUCAGCCUGACGCAGUCACAGGAGGAAGAUCUUCUAUCCAUUGGUGUUGUUGCCACAUGCAUUGGUUUCACCGCUGGCCUUCUGAUCGAGCAUUUUGGCCUACAGCUGACAGCCACUGUCGCGGCAAUUACUAGUUUCUUGGGCUAUCUGUUCAUGGGACUGACUUUGGAUGGGAAGGUGACAAGAAGCUAUGGAUUCUUAGCGUUUUCUAUCUUCUUGACAGGUCAAGGAUCCAUCUUCUUCUACAUGCUGAGUUUAAUGAGCACGGCCGUCAACUUCCCGCUGAAAGUUCGCGGAACAAUGUUCGGAUUUCUGGACGCCAUGUACGGCGGCAGUGCAACAAUCUGGAGCACCAUAUAUGGCGAGACGUUUGGCAAGUCUAACAAUGCCGCAGAGCAGAACGUGGCCGGCUACCUGUACACGGUUGGUGCAGCGUCAGCCGCUGCCGGCCUCGUCUGCAUCGUGGCGGUGCGCCAUCUUCCCUUCGACAUGGACACGUCACCAGCUUCUGUUCCCGACAAGGGGACCAAACAGCAUGCUGGUAUUCAGCAGGAUGGGUACACGGCAUCCAGCAAUUCCUCCCGGGUACCUGCCGCCGCCACCAAUGUAGAAAUUGAUGAUCCUCUCAUAGAUAGCGGUGAUGGAGAUGCUCUGCUUCUAUCAGACUCGCACGGCAACUCAAGCACAGUGCCUGAUGAUGAUGACGACCACGCUCAGACUCAGGACAAGAGCCUCAAGCAGCUGGUGUGUUCACUGGACUUUCAUCUUCUGUUCUGGCCAUUCAUCAUGGUGUCAGCCAUGACUACCAUGUUCAUUGCCAAUGUGACAUUCUACCUGAAGGCGUUCCACAUGGAGGACGAGUAUCGCCGCUUGCUGACUAUCAUGAUACCAGGACUAGGCCUAGUGUUUCGCAUCAUCUUGGGAUUCACGUCGGACAGGACCAUCAAGGUGAUUCCCCGGUCCUUCUUCAUCUCCUUCACGAUGUGCUUCUUGUGUGUUGGCUUGGUGCUGCUGAGAGUCAAGGUAGGUGUGGUCUGGGUGCUCAUGUUCAACGCGGUUACCAUGGCGCUGGCUGCGGCUGGCGUGUGGUGUCUUGUGCCAACCGUGGUGACUGAGAUUAGUGGUGUAAAGAGCUUUGGCCGGGUCUGGGGCAUCGUCAUGCUGUUCAGCGGUGCAACGUCGGUGCUCUACCAGGUUGUGUUCGGUAGAGUCUAUGACGCACACGUCGCGGAAAAGCCUACGCCGGCACCGGGGCUGGGAAUCGAAAGCAGCGAGCCCACUCCGGCUACCUGCUAUGGCGCGCAAUGCUUCAGUGCAUCAACGGACAUGAUCCUGGCCUCUGCCAUUGUGUCAGUCUGCAUGAUCCUUUCCCUGGCUGUCCGGCAAUGGAGGGGAAUGCGACGGGUAAGGCAUCACAUUGGCGACUAACUAAGCGACUUUGCAGCUUGUGUUUGUGGAAAACAGUAGAACAAACGACUACAUAUACUAGUACAAUCAAGAGUGCAGACAGAAAGGAAGAGAGAGAGAGAGAGAGAGAGAGAGAGAGAGAGAGAGAGAGAGAGAGAGAGAGAGAGAGAGAGAGAGAGAGAGAGAGCGAGAGAGAGAGAGGGAGAAAGAGUGUGUGUGUGUGUGUGUGUGUGUGUGUGUGUGUGCGUGCAUGUGCGCAGAUUCUUUAUUUUUUAGAGUCAACGUGACAUGUGCCUUUAGGUUCUUCUAUUUAUCAUUCAUAAUUUUAGCGAUUUAGGGAUUUUUAUUUAUAUGUUUCACAUAAUAAUAAUUAUCAUUACACCGGCCAUAAAAUCACUACUUUCUUACACCUAUACUUUAAAGUCUUUGACAUGAAAACUGGGCAGCUGGUACUGUCAUGGAUAUGUGCUAACUUGUUUCUGUCUGGUGACAUACAUGAACUGACCAUAUUUUUAAAAUAGUCUGUUCUCUUUCAUAGACAGUCAUUUUCAGAUAAUGCCAGUGUUGCUGGUGUAUGUUCUCCAUUUCUAUGAGCCAGGCAACCGCUGACUGCAGAGCAGAACUCACUGUAAAAAUAACAUUUUAUCCUCAAAAUUUAAUCAUGCUCGCACUAUC
Sycon ciliatum is the source of this 2494-nucleotide messenger RNA. RefSeq lists its product as uncharacterized. Gene Ontology annotation, cellular component: membrane. The record is from RefSeq and is a predicted model, not a curated record. The transcript is spliced from 3 exons. NCBI's taxonomy places the organism in Eukaryota, Metazoa, Porifera, Calcarea, Leucosolenida, Sycettidae. The coding region runs from base 251 to 1840 and encodes 529 amino acids.